Messenger RNA from Penicillium vulpinum, 1419 nucleotides. Its product is annotated as putative aldehyde dehydrogenase. The transcript has 5 exons. Gene Ontology annotation, molecular function: aldehyde dehydrogenase (NAD+) activity. Bases 1 to 1419 code for a protein of 472 amino acids. The record is from RefSeq and is a predicted model, not a curated record. Lineage: Eukaryota; Fungi; Ascomycota; Eurotiomycetes; Eurotiales; Aspergillaceae.
AUGUCUUCUACCUUAACCGUCACGGGCAUCCAGGGUCGCCAAAUCACAGUUCCGACGGGACUCUUUAUCCACAACGAAUUUGUUCCUCCUCUACCGGAUAUCAACAAGGCUGUGAAGUCCGCCAAGUCGGCCUUCAAAGAAUGGAGAUCAGUCCCCGGGCCAGUCAAGGGCCAGCUAUUGCUCAAACUCGCAGACUUGAUCGAGCAUGAUGCGGAAGAUCUGUCAUCACUUGAGGCCGUUGAUGCAGGCAUUCUGUAUACCGAUUCAAUCGGAACAAACAUCCCUCUCGCAAUCAGCUGUCUGCGAUAUCAUGCGGGCUGGGCGGGGAAGAUCGAUGGCAAGACACUUGACAUGGAAUGUAGCAUAGCGUAUACGCAUCGUGAGCCGUUGGGUGUCUGUGGCGCGAUUUUGCCUUGGAAUGGUCCGCUGUUGAUCACUACUUGGAAGCUAGCUCCUGCUCUGAUCACUGGUAACGUUUUGGUUAUGAAGACUUCCGAGCUAUCGCCACUGUAUGGCCAGCGGCUUGCUGAGCUGGUAAAGGAGGCCUGUAUUCCUCCUGGUGUUGUGAAUAUCCUUACGGGCGAGUGCGCCAGCGCCGGCCGAGCUCUGUCGGAACAUAUGGAUGUACGCAAGAUAGCCUUCACUGAUAGUGCUCUUUCAGGGCGCAAGAUCUUGCAAGCAGCAUCCCGAACAAAUCUAAAGAAGGUCAGUCUGGAACUUGGAGGCAAAGGGCCAUCUAUUGUGUUUGAUGACUGUAAUUUCGAAAACGCACUCUUCUGGACUCGCAUUGGAAUCACAUCCCACAAGGGGCAAAUGUAUGCGGCCGGGUCACGUAUUUAUGUUCAGGAUACCAUUUAUGACCGGCUUAUCGAGGCUUAUAAAAAGGCUGCUGCUGAUGCUCAGACUGUCGCUGGUAAUCCAUUGGAUGUUUCUACUACAAAGGGGCCAGUGGUUAGUGGUGCGCAGCAUGAGAAGAUCCUUGACGAAUGUAGUCAAGGAAAGGAAUCCGGAGCUAAGCUUCUGUUCGGUGGUGAGCGGAUUGGCGAUAAGGGAUAUUUCGUCCAAAACACUGCUUUUGUAGACGUUGGUGACGAUGCGACAAUCAUGCGAGAGGAGAUCUGCGGUCCCGUCGCGAGUAUUGCCAAGUUUAGUACCGAGGAGGAAGUCAUCUUCAAAGUCAAUGAUUCUCAUCACGGCCUCAGUGCUGCCAUCUUUACCAAUGAUGUUAGCCGCGCUCAUCGAGUGACUAGGGAAAUUGAGGCAGGCCAAGUGACUGUCAAUGCGUGGGGGAUACUGGCCGCUAAUGUUCCGUUUGGAAGAGUAAAGGAAAGUGGAUUUGGACGAGACAUGGGCGAAGAGGCUCUCGAUGUUUGGACUACUGUGAAGGCUGUCAAGUUCCACAUUCUUCCACGAUCAUGA